Ananas comosus (pineapple) is the source of this 849-nucleotide messenger RNA. Its product is annotated as type 1 phosphatases regulator ypi1. The annotation marks the transcript as partial. The transcript has 2 exons. NCBI's taxonomy places the organism in Eukaryota, Viridiplantae, Streptophyta, Magnoliopsida, Poales, Bromeliaceae. Gene Ontology annotation, cellular component: nucleus. Gene Ontology annotation, molecular function: protein phosphatase 1 binding; protein serine/threonine phosphatase inhibitor activity. The record is from RefSeq and is a predicted model, not a curated record.
AAUAUUAAUCGCUCCCCCUCCCAUUGCGAUCCUUCCCCGUCUCCCCCCACCUCAACCCUAACCCUAACCCUAGAGGAGCCCUCUUCUUCUUCGUCCUCCUCCCCCUCCUCCGCUCAGCCGCCCCAAACCCUAGUCCUCCGCCUCAAGCGGCCGAAGAAGAAGGUCUCGUGGAAGGAGGGCACCGUCGACAACGAGUUCCUCAACCGCAAGAGCUCCAAGAAGUGCUGCAUCUUCCACAAGGAGCUCCCCUUCGACGACGACUGCAGCGACGACGCGGUCCGAGCCGGUGUUGCCCCCACGGCGGAGGCCACUGAUUCGGACCCUCGUUCUCGCCCUCGCUCUCUCCUCGGAUCAAUUUUUUGCAGAUAAACUUUUGAUUUGGGGAUUACAACCAAAAUUUUCUCUGUACGAUCACGUACCAUCAGAGUGCAAUAUCAGCUACAGAAUCUGCAUUUGUGAUUCAAACUUUUGUAAGAUGCGAGUUACGAAGAACUUUUUUAUAUCACGAUUUCGGCUUCAUGUAGGCUCGAAAAAUAUAUUAUGCUUAUGGGUUGUCAAUGAUGGUGAUGGAUCGGUCCUUUUGAGGCAUCACCACUUUGUAUCUUAGAUUCUGCAUGAUCCUUUGCAUCCAAGAGUAGUGGAUGGAUCACUAUUAACCUUUUUGUUUUUGUUUUUUUUUUUCCUUUUCCCCUAAACUGGGAUUUUAUGUUCUUUUUCUACAUAACAUGGCUUUUUUUUUACAUUUAUGUUCCCAUACCCCCUUUUGUUUUGGCCUUCUAUAAACCUCAGAGAUAUGUAUGAAAACCGCCUGGCGUUUAGAACUUCUCUAAACAGACCUUUGGAGUUCAA